GGAGAAGCUAAACUGAGAGUGAAUAAAAGCCGACGAGCGCCCAGUUGAUGUUGUCAAGGAGAGAGUUAACGGAGUUAUGUGAACGGCACACUGACGCGCCGACACACCUGAGCGGUAUGAAAGUGCUGGGUUUAUUUGAAUAACGGCGACCUUUCGCGGGGACUGAAAGUUAACCAACUUCAGCGGUGAAACGAAAGCGACGUUGAACGUUGGAGUGGUGUUCAGGUUGGUGGUGGGUUGCGAUGCAGUCGGCCAGGAUGCAAAUUUGAAAGAUGUUCCGCAAGGUGAAAAAACGCCACAGCAGCAGCAGCUCUCAGAGCAGCGAAAUCAGCACCAAAAGUAAGUCUGUAGACUCCAGUUUGGGAGGACUUUCCAGGUCCAGCACAGUCGCCAGCCUCGACACGGACUCAACUAAGAGUUCAGGAAACAACAUAUCGGAAACAUGCGCAGAGUUCCGGGUGAAGUAUGUGGGAGCCAUUGAGAGGUUGCAGUUUGACAUGAGCAAGACGCUCCAGGAACCUCUCAACCUCAUCAAUUACAUUGAUGCCGCGCAGCAAGAUGGAAAGCUGCCGUUUGUGCCGGGUGAUGAGGAGAUGAUUCUUGUUGUAUCAAAACACGGAGUCAAAGUGGCCUCGCUGGACCAGUGUGAUGUCUUGCACCGCCACCCUCUCUACCUGAUCGUGCGCAUGCUGUGCUACGACGACGGCUUUGGUGCGGGGAAGAACCUGCUAGCCCUCAAAACCACUGACCCCGAACAGGAGGGGUGCAGCAUCUGGGUGUACCAGUGCAGCAGCUCUGAGCAGGCUCAGGCCAUCUGCAAGGUACUCUCAGCUUCCUUUGACUGUGCACUCACAUCAGACAAGUCCUGGGGACGGAAAGAGUGAAAUAAAACCAGCAAAGGGGGCCCACCAUGACUGACAAAUGCGACCCUUUCUCUUGUAGCCAAGGUUUUUUUUUUUUUUUUCAAUAGAUACUACCUGGAUGGCAAAUCAAUUCCUGUACCCACCAACCACCAUGCAAACCAUCUCAUAUGGACUUUGCAUGCAAAAAGCUGUUGGGGAACAAAAGGAAGAUUGUAUUCCUUUUAAUGUAUUUGAGGAAUAUAUGGCACAAAGUGGUACAUAAUGUCUAUUAACUCAUUCGGCAAACGUUUGGUGCAACUGUAAGGGUACGAUUCUUGAAAUGUGUCCACUUGUCCUUAAUUGUGAGACUUGAAUUUAUUAAUAUACAUUUAGUGUUUGUGACCAAUAAUAUCAGAAAAAAAAAUUGUGGUACAUCAUCUUUUAUUUGUUCUGCCAUUGUCACGUUCACCCAUUUGUUGUGCAGUUUUGAAAAUGUGUGUGACAUUAAAUGAGUGAAACGUC
Phyllopteryx taeniolatus (common seadragon) is the source of this 1364-nucleotide messenger RNA. It is a transcript of the gene itgb1bp1, whose product is annotated as integrin beta 1 binding protein 1. The transcript is spliced from 7 exons. Gene Ontology annotation, cellular component: ruffle; cell periphery; lamellipodium. Lineage: Eukaryota; Metazoa; Chordata; Actinopteri; Syngnathiformes; Syngnathidae. Gene Ontology annotation, biological process: negative regulation of focal adhesion assembly; negative regulation of substrate adhesion-dependent cell spreading. The coding region runs from base 273 to 884 and encodes 203 amino acids. Gene Ontology annotation, molecular function: integrin binding. The record is from RefSeq and is a predicted model, not a curated record.